AUGCAGAGACAGCAAAGGUUCAUGUCAGAGAGGGACGAGUAUCAGUUUCAACAUCAGGGAGCGGUGGAGCUGCUUGUCUUUAAUUUUUUGCUCAUCCUUACCAUUUUGACAAUCUGGUUAUUUAAAAAUCAUCGAUUUCGCUUCUUGCAUGAAACCGGAGGAGCGAUGGUGUACGGCCUUGUAAUGGGAUUAAUUUUACGAUAUGCUACAGCACCAACUGAUAUUGAAAGUGGAACUGUGUAUGAUUGUGGAAAACUGGUCUUCAGCCCUUCAACUCUGCUGAUUAAUAUCACUGACCAAGUUUAUGAAUAUAAAUACAAGAGAGAAAUAAACCGGCACAACAUCAAUCCUCAUCAAGGCAAUGCUAUACUUGAAAAGAUGACAUUUGAUCCAGAAAUCUUCUUCAAUGUUUUACUGCCACCAAUUAUAUUUCAUGCCGGAUAUAGCCUAAAGAAGAGACACUUUUUUCAGAACUUAGGAUCUAUUUUAACAUAUGCCUUCUUGGGAACUGCCAUCUCCUGUAUCGUCAUAGGGUUAAUUAUGUAUGGCUUUGUGAAGGCUAUGGUAUAUGCUGACCAGCUGAAAAAUGGAGACUUUCAUUUCACUGACUGUUUGUUUUUUGGUUCACUGAUGUCUGCUACAGAUCCAGUGACGGUGUUGGCCAUUUUCCAUGAACUGCAUGUCGACCCCGACCUGUACACACUCUUGUUUGGGGAGAGUGUGUUGAAUGAUGCAGUUGCCAUAGUCCUUACAUAUUCUAUAUCCAUUUACAGUCCCAAGGAGAAUCCGAAUGCAUUUGAUGCUGCAGCAUUCUUCCAGUCCGUGGGGAAUUUCCUGGGGAUCUUCGCCGGCUCAUUUGCAAUGGGGUCUGCGUAUGCUGUUGUCACGGCACUGUUGACCAAAUUUACCAAACUGUGUGAGUUCCCUAUGCUGGAAACGGGCCUGUUUUUCCUCCUGUCUUGGAGCGCCUUCCUGUCUGCCGAGGCCGCUGGCCUAACAGGGAUAGUUGCUGUUCUCUUCUGUGGAGUCACACAGGCACAUUAUACCUACAACAAUCUGUCGUUGGAUUCCAAAAUGAGGACUAAACAGUUGUUUGAAUUUAUGAACUUCUUGGCUGAGAACGUCAUCUUCUGUUACAUGGGCCUGGCGCUGUUCACGUUCCAGAAUCAUAUCUUUAAUGCUCUUUUCAUACUUGGAGCCUUUCUAGCAAUUUUUGUAGCCAGAGCAUGCAACAUAUAUCCCCUCUCCUUCCUCCUGAAUCUGGGCCGGAAACACAAGAUCCCCUGGAACUUUCAGCACAUGAUGAUGUUUUCAGGUUUGCGAGGAGCGAUAGCUUUUGCCUUAGCUAUUCGGGACACAGGAUCUCAGCCCAAGCAAAUGAUGUUUACCACCACUCUGCUCCUCGUGUUCUUCACAGUCUGGGUGUUCGGAGGAGGAACAACCCCCAUGCUGACUUGGCUUCAGAUCAGGGUUGGUGUGGACCCGGAUGAGGAUCAAAAGGAGCCCUCUUCACACCAGGAAGCAAACAACUCUGGCAAAAGCACGACGAAAACAGAGACUGCCUGGCUCUUCAGAAUGUGGUACAGCUUUGACCACAAAUAUCUGAAACCAAUUUUAACCCACUCUGGUCCUCCGCUGAUCACAACAUUACCUGAAUGGUGCGGCCCAAUUUCCAGACUGCUCACCAGUCCUCAGGCCUAUGGGGAACAGCUCAAAGAGGAUGAUGUAGAAUGUAUUGUAAACCAGGAUGAACUGGCCAUGAAUUACCAGGAGCAAGCGACCUCACCCUGCAGCCCACCUGCAAGGCCGGGUCUGGACCAGAAAGCUUCACCCCAGACUCCAAGCAAGGAAAACAUUUAUGAGGGGGACCUUGGCCUAGGAGGCUAUGGACUCAAGCUUGAGCAAACUCCGGGUCAAUCCCAGCUGAAUUAA
This is a messenger RNA of Lipotes vexillifer (Yangtze River dolphin), 1932 nucleotides long. It is a transcript of the gene SLC9A9, whose product is annotated as solute carrier family 9 member A9. Gene Ontology annotation, cellular component: plasma membrane; recycling endosome. NCBI's taxonomy places the organism in Eukaryota, Metazoa, Chordata, Mammalia, Artiodactyla, Lipotidae. The coding region runs from base 1 to 1932 and encodes 643 amino acids. Gene Ontology annotation, molecular function: sodium:proton antiporter activity; potassium:proton antiporter activity. Gene Ontology annotation, biological process: regulation of intracellular pH; sodium ion import across plasma membrane; proton transmembrane transport. The transcript has 16 exons. The record is from RefSeq and is a predicted model, not a curated record.